AUGGAAACCGAAUUUGGUCUAACCGAAUAUGCCAGUGGACAUGAAAUCACUCCGAUCCCAUGUUUACUCAAGGAAAUGUACACGGACUUCAUCGUCCAAGAAAUUUUAGAUGAUGGCAAGGUCCUAUCAAUCCCAUCUCCUGAUGUCAUACUGGAAAGCACCGGAUCGAAGGAUGUGCAAAUUGAAGAGAGUGUUGAAAAACCAAGCUGCAUCUCUGAUGAAACUCUCGCGGCUAUUGAAGAACGGUUUUCUACAAAAGGAACGCCGGUUCUAGUGAAAGUCGACACUCUGACCAAAGAGGAACGAAAGAGUAUUCACCAUUUCGUGAGAGAACGAUUCUCAGGGAAAUUGAUUACGGAAACAAAAGACGACGGUAUCUAUGUGUCUCAUGGACAUACCCAAAGCACUAGGAAACGUAAGAAUUGGGAUGAGAACAUCCCAAAAGAGUGCCAUUUCACUAUGUGCAAAGAGAACAAGGAAACAAGUUAUGCGUGUCAGCUGAUCGCGAAGUUUUUGAAUAUUGGACCAAACAACAUCAAGACUCACGGAAUCAAAGAUAAAAGAGGAGUUACUGCUCAGAGAGUCAGCGUUACUAAAGUUCUCGAAAGCAAGAUUCUCGAUUUGAACUCAAGACUACGUGGAAUCAAAGUAUUUGGAUGCGAAUACAAAAAUGAGCCAGUGAAGAUGGGAGGUCAUUGGGGAAACCGUUUUAGUAUCGUACUGAGAGACCUACCAAAUGAUUCUGAGCCUACGUUGCAUGAGAGGUUGGAAACAUUCCAAAAUACUGGAUUUUUGAACUAUUUUGGAACUCAGCGAUUUGGCUCACGAUGCUCUACCACAGCUGAAAUCGGAUUGGCAAUCGCUAAGAGAGACUGGGAAGGAGCUGUGAGGAUGAUCUUGUCAAAUGCCAUGCCAGAUCAUUUGGAAAACGGUCAAGUUGGAUGGGCUGUCAAAUGCUUCACGGAAACUGGCGAUGCUAGAAAGGCAUUCUCCAAACUCAAAGGAGCUCAAGCGUUUGCGACCGUUGAAGGACAGAUCCUGAAGUGUCUGACACGUGGCGGCACAUGGCAAAAAUGCAUCACCGAAGCUAUUCCCAUUCAGAGUCGCAGUCUCUACGUUCAUGCGUAUCAAAGCCUUCUUUGGAACAAAGUUGCUUCUCGACGAGUGAAGGAGUAUGGAACUCGUGUUCAUGAAAGUGAUGUCGGAGCAGAUGGAAAACCACUUGGCGAACAUUCCACUCACUAUGACAUCCACAUCGCCCUACCGGGAGAAAAUUCAGCAUUUGAGAAUAGCUACGGCGCUAAGUGGAUCAGCGAACUACUCAAGGAAGACGGAUUAACUCCAGCUAGUUUUACGUCCUUGCGAGAUAAAUUCUCUCUCGGGGAGUCAUCUCGUCCAUUGUUUGUCGAAGCUAAGGAGCUCAAAUGGAAGUUUAUCCACUAUGAGCAACCAAGAGCCUUUCUCCAAGAUGGUCUACAGACGCGUGCUAUUCCAGAAUCGGAACAAAAAGGACCCCUACUAGCUUUGCAAAUUCAAUUCAGCUUGAGCUCUGGAUCAUACGCUACAGUUGCUCUCCGUGAAGUGACUGGAUACGACAUGGGCAAGAAAUCUAUGCGCGACGCUUCACUUAAAUCGCAAAAAGGUGCGGAGCAAAACGAAGAGCAAGAAGAUAAGGAUGAUAAUGAACUGACGGAGGCCAACCCCGAAGUAGUGGAAGUAGUGGAAGUUACAGAAGUUGCUGCCGUCGAAGAAGCAAACUAA
Messenger RNA from Caenorhabditis briggsae, 1761 nucleotides. The coding region runs from base 1 to 1761 and encodes 586 amino acids. The record is from RefSeq and is a predicted model, not a curated record. Gene Ontology annotation, molecular function: pseudouridine synthase activity; RNA binding. Lineage: Eukaryota; Metazoa; Nematoda; Chromadorea; Rhabditida; Rhabditidae. The transcript is spliced from 6 exons. Gene Ontology annotation, biological process: pseudouridine synthesis. Gene Ontology annotation, cellular component: nucleus.